Molecule: messenger RNA, 530 nt
Organism: Dioscorea cayenensis subsp. rotundata (Guinea yam)
Lineage: Eukaryota; Viridiplantae; Streptophyta; Magnoliopsida; Dioscoreales; Dioscoreaceae
Product: guanylate-binding protein 3-like
Exons: 2
Coding region: 51-497 (148 amino acids)
Molecular function (GO): GTP binding; GTPase activity
Source: RefSeq, a predicted model, not a curated record
CCGUGGUACUGGUGAUAACAGAGAGAAUCCAAGGUUGGGGAAAGACAAGUAUGAUGCACCUCCUUGGCUUCCGGGGCUCAUCGAGGGAUCCUGGAGGCUCUCCGGCCUCCGUUUCACGAAACCCUAGCCAAAGCUCUAGCUCCACUUCCUCUCCCAACACUUUGGGCCCUGCGAGGCCUCUUCGCCUGGUCUACUGUGAUGAGAAUGGCAAGUUUCGGAUGGACCCUGAGGCCGUCGCCGCCCUCCAGCUCGUCAAGGGUCCCAUUGGCGUCGUCUCCGUCUGCGGCCGCGCUCGCCAGGGCAAGAGUUUCAUUCUCAAUCAGCUCCUUGGAAGAAGUAGUGGUUUUCAAGUGGCUCCUACUCAUCGCCCAUGCACCAAGGGGCUUUGGAUGUGGAGCGCACCAAUCAAGCGAACUGCGCUGGAUGGCACUGAAUACAAUCUCUUACUUCUGGAUAGCGAAGGAAUUGAUGCAUAUGACCAAACGGUUAGAUUUUGAUAUGCUCAUUUUUAUCAUUCAUCAUUAUUUAUC